Molecule: messenger RNA, 480 nt
Organism: Sungouiella intermedia
Lineage: Eukaryota; Fungi; Ascomycota; Pichiomycetes; Serinales; Metschnikowiaceae
Source: the annotation of a GenBank genome assembly
AUGGCAGCUUCUACCUCGGGUAUCACUCCCUUGAGUUUCUUCGAACAGCAAACCGGAUUGCCCAGAUCUUACGCCGUAUUGUCCGGCAGCGGUGUUUAUUUGGCCUUGGUAUUCUUAAACAUUGGGGGAAUGGGUCAAUUGUUGUCCAACAUUGCCGGAUUCGUCAUUCCAGGUUACUAUUCAUUGAUCGCCUUGGACACAGUCUCCAAGGCCGACGACACUGAGUUGUUGACCUACUGGGUUGUGUUCGCCUUCUUGAACGUCAUCGAGUUCUGGUCCCGUGCUAUCUUGUACUGGAUUCCUUUCUACUUCUUGUUCAAGACAAUUUUCUUGUUGUGGGCUGGUAUUCCUCCAUUCGGUGGCUCCAAGGUGGUGUACGUCAACAUCAUCAAGCCUGUGACUGACAAGUACAUCAAGAAGAGCGCCUCCGAGAAGGUUAGUGAGGCUGCUGAGGGUGUUUCGACCUCUGUGGAGAUCUAA